Molecule: messenger RNA, 1845 nt
Organism: Malania oleifera
Lineage: Eukaryota; Viridiplantae; Streptophyta; Magnoliopsida; Santalales; Ximeniaceae
Product: tetrahydroberberine oxidase-like
Exons: 1
Coding region: 14-1621 (535 amino acids)
Molecular function (GO): oxidoreductase activity; FAD binding
Source: RefSeq, a predicted model, not a curated record
AAAUUCACAAGAGAUGAAGAAAUCAAGCUCUUCUUCUUUUCUCUACCAGCUUCUUCUUGUUCCUCUCCUACUCUCCAUUUUCCCAGAUCAGGCAUUUUCAGCACAAAGUCACUAUGAAAACUUUGUUCGAUGCCUUUCUAGGAAUUCCACCUCAAUCACCAAAGUUAUUUACACCCCAAGAAAUUCUUCGUAUGCAUCAAUCUUGGAGUUCUCCAUACAGAACCCUAGAUUCUCAUCGCCCGCCACGCCUAAACCUCUCGUCAUCGUUACCCCUUUGCAAGAAUCCCAUGUUCAAGAAACCAUAAGUUGUUCCAAAAAAUAUGGCAUGCAAAUCAGAGUUCGUAGCGGCGGCCACGACUACGAGGGCCUUUCCUAUGUUUCUGAGCUCCCCUUUCUCAUCCUCGACUUGAUAAAGCUUCGGCGGAUCGACGUUGACGAGAAAAAUAGCACUGCCUGGGUUCAAGCCGGCGCAACCAUCGGUGAACUGUAUUAUAGAAUUGCAGAGAAGAGUAAAAAUCUUGGCUUCCCGGCCGGGGUUUGCCCUACGGUGGGCGUCGGCGGACACUUCAGCGGCGGAGGUUACGGCACAAUGUUGCGUAAAUACGGCCUUGCCGCUGAUAAUGUGAUUGAUGCUCGCUUUGUUGAUGUUGAUGGCAGAAUUCUUGACCGAGAAACCAUGGGGGAGGAUUUGUUUUGGGCCAUUAGAGGAGGUGGCGGCGCUAGUUUUGGAGUUAUUCUUGCUUGGAAAAUAAAACUGGUCCAAGUUCCAUCAACCGUGACUGUGUUCACGGUUGACAGAACCUUAGAACAAAAUGCAACCAAGCUUGUGCACCGGUGGCAAUCUGUCGCGCCCAAGCUCGAUGAAAACCUUUUCAUCAGAAUCAUCAUAACGAAGGCAAAUUCCAGUGGGAAAAACACAAUACAAGCUUCAUUUAAUUCCUUGUUCUUGGGAAGAGCGGACGAGCUCCUUCUGGGGAUGAAAGAGAGCUUCCCUGAACUAGGAUUAACUAAAGAAGAUUGCACUGAAAUGAGCUGGAUUGAAUCUGUUCUCUAUUUCGCAGGAUUCCCAUCUGGGGAAUCCCUCGAUGUUCUACUCGACAGGACUCCUCUGUCUAGGCGAUACUUCAAAGCUAAAUCAGACUAUGUGAAGGAGCCCAUUUCCAAAGCAGGUUUGGAGGGGAUAUGGGAGAGGUUUUACGAAGACGAAGCAGAGGAGGCGGAGGUGAUAUUUAGUCCUUACGGUGGAAGAAUGAGUGAGAUUUCGGAAUAUGCAAUUCCUUUCCCACAUAGAGCUGGGAAUUUGUACAAGAUCCAACACUUGGUGUAUUGGGAAGAAGAGGGAGCUGCGAACUCUGAACGAUACAUUGCAUGGAUCAGAAGGCUUUAUAGCUACAUGACUCCCUUCGUUUCAAAAUCUCCAAGAGCUGCGUAUAUCAACUAUAGGGAUCUUGACAUAGGAACAAACAACAAAGGCAACACCGGUUAUAAACAGGCGAGUGUUUGGGGUGUCAAGUAUUUCAAGAACAACUUCAACAGAUUGGUGCAUGUGAAGACCAAGGUUGAUCCUUCCAAUUUCUUCAAAAAUGAACAAAGCAUCCCAUCUCUGUUUGCAGAAAAAUGAUGGGUACGUGAUUAUAUAUAUACAUGCAGAUUCUAAGAAGAAAAGGUUUAUGAAUAAAUUUAUGUGCUUUGCCAUAUUGUAAACAGGAAUAAUGGGCACAAGGAAACUAUACUUAGAUUUAUUUAUAUAGUUGUCAUGUCAAUAAGUGUUUGGUUAAUUUGUAAAGAUUUGUUGUAUAAGUCGUUUAUAAUAAAAUAUUUUUUUUAUUUAUUUUUUUCUUAAAA